AACUCUUUGUAACUGAGGGUUCGCCACGAAUUUCGGGCGAUUUCUCCUCCCCUCCACAUGCCGCGAGUAUCUCUCCAGACAUUCAAUCUACAGUCCAAAUGAUACCCAAAAGAAAAAAAAAAAUGUACAGCUCAAAUGAUUUGUUGAUGGAGAGAUAUCAGAAGAAAACUAUGAAGAUGGUUUGACAGGGACUCUUUUCUUUUUUCUUCGUGUUCAUCACGACUCAUGUAAUUGAGCUUUUCACUCUUUCAGUUUUGGCUUAGAGAGAGAGAGAGAGAGAGAGAGAGAGAGACAGGGAGAGAGGGAUGCUGCAGAGAGCCGCAAACAAUGCGUGUUCCUGGUGGUAUGCAAGCCACAUCAGGACAAAACAGUCGAAAUGGCUCCAGCAAAGCCUUCAAGAUAUGGAGGAGAAGGUGAAGUACACGCUUAAACUCAUUGAAGAGGAUGGAGACUCCUUUGCCAAGAGGGCAGAGAUGUAUUACAGAAAGAGACCCGAACUCGUAAACUUUGUGGAAGAAACUUACCGGGCAUAUAGAGGCUUGGCUGAGAGGUAUGAUCAUAUAUCUGGAGAGCUGCAAAGUGCUAACAAAACCCUUGCAACUAUUUGUCCAGAGCAAUUUCAGUUUACAAUGGAUGAAGACGAUGAGGUUGUUCCUCUGAAAAUGUCCACCCAAUCCGUCAACCCCAUUACAGAUGUUCCUAAAGUCCCAAAACCAAAUACUCCAAAGAUUCCAAAGAAAGGAGCAAAGACCCUACCUACAUUACAUGGAAAGAAAUCCCAAUCCAAGAAGACAACUGAAGAGAAAUCACAUUCUAGUAGUGCUCGGACGAGCAAAGUUGAGGCACGUGAAGAGAUCGAUAGACUCCAAAAAGGAAUCUUGGCUCUACAAACUGAGAAGGAGUUCUUCAAGAGUUCAUAUGAGAGCAGUCUUGCUAAGUAUUGGGAAAUUGAGGACUGUAUGAUUGAAAUGCAAGACAAAGUUUGCAGCUUGCAAGAUGACUUCGGUGUUGAAACUGUUAUUGAGGAUGAUGAAGCUCGACAUCUCAUGGCUGUCACAGCUCUAAAAUCAUGCGAAGAAACCUUGAUUCAAUUGAAAAAGAAACACAAGCUAUCUGCUAAGGAGGCAAAGGUAGAAUAUCAACGAAUUAAGGAUGCCCGUACGAAAUUGAAGACCCUAAGAUGUGAACUUCUCCGCGAUCAGAUUGACCAGUCAGCACCUUCUUAUGAAAAGGAAUUAUUGGGUUCAAGUCGAAACCAGAAUUUAGAGCAAGUAGAUAGCAAUCUGAAGAAAGAGGAACUUGAAAUGGAGUCUACACGUGAUAAGGUCAGGGAACACUCUGUAAUAAACUCUGAUACAUCUCUCACAGUGUCAGAAAUGGUGGAGAAGAUUGAUGAAUUAGUUAAUGAAGUCAUGAACCUGGAAAUUGCAGUUUCACGUCAGACUGCUUUAAUGAAGAGAUUAAAGUUCGAAACUGAUGAACUUCAUGAACACCUUAGGAGCUUGGAAGAGGAUAAGGCCACUCUGAUUGAUGGAUCAAACAAGUUGGGAGACAGACUCAGAAAACUAGAUGCUGAGUUGAAAGAAAUACAGGAUCUUGAGAGGAAUCUGAAAGAUCAAAACAACAACCUCCAAAUGAAAUUUACUGAAGCACAUCGCAACCUCAAUCAUCUUUCUGAAAAUCUGCAUAAUGUGAAAUCUGAUGAAGAGGUUGAAACAACUAGUUCACUCCAAGAAGUAGAGAGUCCUGAUUUCCAAUCACCCAAAAGUUUCGAAGAAGAUCAGACCACUCUGAUUGACGGUUCAAACAAUUUGGGAGUAAGGGAAUUGGAUGCUGAGUUGGAAGUACAGGAUAGAAGGAUAGACAUGAAAGAGAAGGCAGAUGAGGUUCAGAAUCACAGUCAUCAAGAUGAAGAAGUAAUUCAACCCAAGAGAAACAAUAGUGUUGAUGAUAUUUCUGAAAAAAGUAAUGUCAAAAAAGAGCAGAGCACCGUUGAGAAGCAGGAAUCGUCCCAAGCAGAAGAUAACCUUAUAAAUGUUGAAUCAGAGGAAGAGGCCACUGAGCAGGAUGAUCUACUAGACUUGAAGGAAUUGCUCUUAAUUAGAUCGGAAGAUAGAGAACACGUUCUAUUGAAGGAGUACACUUCUGUUGUUCAAAAUUAUAAGGAAUUAAAGAGGAAACUAUCUGAAUUAGCGAGAAAAAACCGAGAUAGUCACUAUGAGACAAUGGUGCAACUGAGGGAACUAAAAAGUGCUAAUGCCAUGAAGGACGAGGAGAUUAAAUCUUUACGUCAGAAAAUUAGCUCUCUUCAGAGAAGUUCUGCUCAAAUUUCCAUUGUUGGUUCCAAAGAUUUUAAUAAUUCACAGCAAGAAAAACCCCAUGAUGGUAUGCAAGCAGGAGCCGACUUUGAGUCAACUAAUUUUCCGACAAUGCCUUCAGACAACCAGCCAGCAUCAGAUUUGUUAGAAGAUCUAAAUGUUGGAGCUGCAGAAAUGACCAACAAAUCCAUUGCAACCACAACCUCAGAAACUCAGCCUAAACAAGAAGGUUAUGAUGUUGAUGAAGAUAUCAAGGUUGUAUUAGUUGAUAAACCUCAAACUGUUUCAUCCAUUGAAGAGAAGUUCCGAAGGGCCAUUGAUGAUCUAUUGGAGGAAAACCUAGAUUUCUGGUUUAGAUUCUGCACAUCAUUCCAUCAGGUACAGAAAUUCCAGACCGAAAUCCAGGAUCUACAAGACGAGUUCUCAAAAUUGAAGGAAAACAAGAAUAAAGAGGGGAAUGCAGAGAAGUCUGUAAGAUCAGAUGCCCGACCAAUAUACAAACACCUAAGGGAAAUAUUAACUGAACUGACACUCUGGUUAGAACAGAAUACAUUGUUAAAAGAUGAAUUAAUGGACAGAUUCUCAUCUCUGUGCAAAAUACAAGAAGAAAUAUCAAGAAUGUCACAAGCAUGUUCUGGAAGUGAAGACCAGUUGAGCAAGUACCAGGCUGCCAAGUUCCAAGGAGAGGUUCUGAACAUGAAACAAGAGAAUAACAAAGUUGCACAUGAAUUACAAAGAGCUCUACUUCAUGUGAGACACUUACAGUCUGAAAUUGAGAAGACUUUAUUGAGUAUGAAUGAGGAAUUUGGCAAUCUACCCAAGAAAAAGAAUGAGGAAUUUGGCCAAUCAGGAUCAAAAAGCAAUCCCCUACAAAUGAAGCAUUCUUCAAGCAGCAAUCGCCCUAAAGUUCCUUUGCGCACUUUCAUUUUUGGUAGUAAGCCAAAAAAACCUAAGCCAUCAGCAAUAUUUGGAUGCGUGAGUCCAGCAAUGCAUAAACUGCAUCCUAACCCGAAACCUGGACGUCCUUUGUAAGUUGAUUCAAUUUGGGAUUCUUUCUAGCUCAUUUUAUUUUAUUAUUUCUAAGAGGAUAUAUAUUUCUUUUCUUGUUUCUUAUAGUUGGAAUAGUUCUAAAUAGAUAGAACUUGAGGAUGUGCUUUCUCAUUUUGUCCCUUCAUCUUUUAUCUGGGGAUUUUAAACGAGUCAAGGAAUCUUUUGAUCACAUUCCAUGUUAGUCUCCAUUUUCAAUUAAAAAUGUUCUC
This is a messenger RNA of Nelumbo nucifera (sacred lotus), 3577 nucleotides long. Its product is annotated as kinase-interacting protein 1-like. Lineage: Eukaryota; Viridiplantae; Streptophyta; Magnoliopsida; Proteales; Nelumbonaceae. Gene Ontology annotation, molecular function: actin binding. The record is from RefSeq and is a predicted model, not a curated record.